Messenger RNA from Cladophialophora yegresii CBS 114405, 579 nucleotides. RefSeq lists its product as uncharacterized. Bases 99 to 335 code for a protein of 78 amino acids. The transcript has a single exon. The record is from RefSeq and is a predicted model, not a curated record. Lineage: Eukaryota; Fungi; Ascomycota; Eurotiomycetes; Chaetothyriales; Herpotrichiellaceae.
GAGCAAGCUCACGUCCGAUCCCCGCAGCUCAUUCCGCAGAUUGUCAUCAACUAUCGACGGCAUGAUACCACCGGUCUGCAGCCGACGAUGAUGCUUCUAUGGGCAUGCGCGGGUGUUCCAUUAGGGGUGUACAACAUUGUCGAGAACUUCAACAUUGCUUUGCGCGUUCAACCGCAGAUACUGACCUUUCUGAGCUUGAUCACUUGGAUGCAGUGCAAAUAUUAUGGGAACAAGUGGCCGCUCACCAAGUCCCUGGCUGUUGUCACACCGGUGGCUGCCCUCAUGGGAGGUGUCGAGUGUGGCCUAAUAUUUGCACUGAGACGUGCAAGGAGUGACCACAUAGAGUGGCCAAUUACCUUCAUGGCCGUGUUGUCUGCAUGUUUUCUGUGUGCAGGUGUUUUGAGGCAUUAUUGGGACAUCUACAAGGAGAGAACGGUCAGGGGCAUUUCGUUCCUCUUCGUUGGCAUCGAUGCAAUGGGCGACCUUACCUCACUCAUCUCGGUGUUUUUCCAGCCGAGUUUGGACAUCCUGGGAAUGAUUAUAUACGGAUCAGAACUUAUUUUGUGGUUGGGAGUUUUC